This is a messenger RNA of Caenorhabditis angaria, 2042 nucleotides long. Lineage: Eukaryota; Metazoa; Nematoda; Chromadorea; Rhabditida; Rhabditidae. The record is from the annotation of a GenBank genome assembly.
AUGAAUUCAACAGCAGUUGCAGGAGGAACUGCUCUUCCACCAAAUGGACCACAACCACAUCAUAUUCCACACCAAUAUCAUCAUAAUCAACAUCAACAAAGAGGUCAAUAUUAUGGAAAUGGUGGUAAUAGUGGAACAGGAGGAGGAGGAGGAGGUAGUAACGGUGGACAGGUUAGUUGGGGGGUUGAUUUGACAUAGGUUAUGCAAAUAUAUUAAAAUGAUGUCAUACUAGAGAAUAGUAUGAUGCAAUUAGGUUGAGUUCUCUUCUUAUCUCUGUCCAAAAUUGUACGGGUUUGGCGCCAGUUUUGUUGUUUUUUUGAAGCUAAGUUACACGCCACUUAAAAUUUGGUUUUAAAAAAACCGGGAAAAAAAGGAAUAACUCUUCGAAAUUUGAAAAUUUUCCGUGAAUUUCUAAUAUUUCUAGAUAGUUUUGAAGUCUUUUAUGAAAAGCGAACCGCGCUAUAAAUAAAACAUAGCUGAUCGCUCCAGGACCUUUUUUGAAAAAGUACGGUCGCAAUAUUUCAGCUGUAUGAACUUGUUUUUGUUUCUCGUUGCACUUUCUUCCCAAACAUUUUUCUUACUUACAUGACGUCAUUAAUUGUAUAGUUUGUCGGAAUCUUUUUGAUCUUUAGUGACUAAUCGACAAGUGCAUAUUUAUUUCUAUCACAUUAUUGACCUUACUAUAUUUCUGUCUGUUGACAAACGUACUAAAUUUAUAACCUGAAAUCAAAAAAAAUUCGUAUUUUUAGACAAACUUAUCUGUAACAGAUUCGCAAGUUAAUAUAUAAAAUUUAGAAAAAAAAUGUUCAUCAGGAAAAAAAAUUAUUUUCAGCCUUCAAAUCAAAAUCGUCAAGGUCCAUUUGGGAAUAAUAAUGGAUAUGGGCGUUAUACUGCUCAACAACGAGAUGGAACACCACAACAAGAUAAUGCACCACUCAGUUCCACAAAUUUGUAUAUUCGCGGUUUGACGCCGAGCACAACUGAUGACACACUUCGUGAUUUGUGCUCAAAAUAUGGAAAUAUUGCAUCGACAAAAGCGAUAAUGGAUAAAGCCACAAAUCAUUGUAAAGGUUAUGGUUUUGUUGAUUUCGAAAGUCCACAAGCUGCUCAAGCUGCAGUUGAUGGAUUAAACAAUGAUGGAAUACAAGCACAAAUGGCCAAAUUACAACAACAAGAACAAGAUCCAACUAAUUUAUAUAUUGCUAAUUUGCCUUUCGAAUUUACCGAACAAAUGUUGGAAACUGAAUUGAACAAAUAUGGAAUGGUUAUCAGCACAAGAAUCUUGAGAACACCAGAUCAACAAUCGAGAGGUGUUGGAUUUGCACGAAUGGAUUCGAAAGAAAAAUGUGAAGUGAUUAUUUCGGCAUUAAAUGGUGGACGAUUUGAAACAAUGUCGAAAGAUGCACCAGCACUUUUGAUAAAACAAGCUGAUACUGGAAGAAAAAAUAAAGUUGGAGGAUUGAAAAAAGGUGGAAUCAAUGGCGAAAUCUUUGAUCCUUCCAACUUUGGAUUCGAUCAAAGAAUGAUGGGAUCUCCAGAUAUGGUACCAAGAAUGCAAUAUCCUCAAGUAUAUCAACAAUAUUAUGGAUAUCAUCCACAAGUAUAUCAACCUCGUUAGUUUUUUCUAAUUAGCUUCGUUAUUUUGUUUGUUUGUUUUACAAAUUCAAAUGUUUUUUCUUCAGAAUAUGACGUGAACUCAUUAGCUAAUCAAAUGAGUGGAAUGCAAAUGACUGGUGGAAAUCCAUCCACAAACGGUGGAAACGAUUUAUACCACAUGUAUAAUGCUCAAGGCGGCGGAGCCGGAACACAAGGUGGACCACCACAAGGCGCUGGUGCGAAUCAACAAAAUUAUUAUGGAGCGGCAGCUGGUGGAGGAAGUGCACAAUUGAAUGGUGGAUUGCGGAAGGGAAAGGUUAGCUAUUUUCAAAGAAAUUAAAUAUCUAGGAUGUUACCUCGGCUAAUUUGUAGGCCAGAAGUUUGAAAAAAAAGUCCUCGUUCAUUCAUAUUUUAAUUCUCAAUAUUUUCAGCCAAUCCAACAAUAA